AUGAGGCGGAGGGAGAUGCGUUUUCAAGAGUGCAACGUAUCAAAUAUUGAUUCCUUGGAGAAUUUUUGUUGGUGGUCCAACUUAAUGGAAAUUGAUCUAUCCGAAAGCAAUUUUGUCAGUCUUCCUGUGUGCAUUAGCAAAUGUGUCAACUUGCGGGGGCUUAAUUUGAGGGGUUGCAAGAGGCUUGAAGAAAUUCUAGUACAACUUCCAGCAUCUAUAGCAUGGAUCAAUAUGACUGAUUGCAUAUCGCUGGGAAGAUUUUCAACAUUGUCAAAGAUGUUGGAAGACGAAGACAUGCAAGGCAUUAGUAACAUGGACUUGUCUAAUUGCCAUAGGCUAUGCGAUAACCUAGGGUUGGAUCUUUCAAAGAUGGCAAAAAUUUUACUAAAUCAGAUGAAGAGGAGGAGGAUUAUCGUUACACUACCUGACAGUGGCAGUGAAGUUCCAGAGUGGUUCACCUUUGGUGAUGACUUUGAUGACUUUGAUGAGAGUAAAUUUGACUACGUUGAUGUUAAUGGCAGGAGUGUUCGUAAUUACGAACUUCCUUUUGAAAUUCCUUGGACUUCCGUAUUGGAGAACACAAAAUUAGUUUUGUUUGCUGUUUGGGAAAUUACGGAAUCAUUUGUUAGCCCUUGUUAUGUUGAAUUUUAUUUUGAUAGUUGUGAAGAUAAGAUACAUCUGUAUGGAGGAGAGACAGGGGAAGGUAAUGUGUGGCUGGAAUGUAUUCCAAUUUUUCAUGUACAAUUAAAGACGCCUAUUUUUCGAAUUACUGUUAUCGGCAAAGGGGUGCACAUCAAAAGCAUUGGGGCCCACCUGGCUCCUAUCAGUAUGUCGAAGGAUGGUGAUGAUGAUGGCAAACAUAUUGAUGAAAAUGAAUUAGAUGAUGAUGAUGAUGAUGUAGGUGAUGAAGUUAGACCCAGAAAGAAAACAAAGAUAUGA
Prunus mume (Japanese apricot) is the source of this 939-nucleotide messenger RNA. Lineage: Eukaryota; Viridiplantae; Streptophyta; Magnoliopsida; Rosales; Rosaceae. The record is from RefSeq and is a predicted model, not a curated record.